This is a messenger RNA of Aegilops tauschii subsp. strangulata, 786 nucleotides long. NCBI's taxonomy places the organism in Eukaryota, Viridiplantae, Streptophyta, Magnoliopsida, Poales, Poaceae. The record is from RefSeq and is a predicted model, not a curated record.
AUGCCCGGGAGCACGACCGUCGUCUGCCUCAUCCUCCCCGACCACCCAAGCAGGCCAAGCGCCACCGGAGAGCCCGCUGCGACGUCUUCUUCCUCCUCUGCACCACCACAGACCGUCACCGUCUUCGACCACCACAAGCCCUCCCCGAGCCCGCGAGCGCACAACUACAGGGCGCGCACGCCGCUCGCUUCCGCCGUGGCUCGCUCGGCCGCCGCCCCUGCUGCCCGCUGCUGCUACUCGGCUUCGCCGGCUGUCGCGCACGCGCGCUCGAGCCCCGCGCGCUCACCACGCCUCGCUCGGCCCCGCUUGCCGAGCCGCCCCGUGCGGCCCCGCUGCUCGCCCGCCGCCCUACUGCGCUCACCGUCGCCUAAGCUCACGCCCCCGCAUCGCUUGCUCCACGCUGGUCGCCCCGUGGCCUCGCCACCCCUCGCCAUCCCACGCUGCAACCCACGCACGAGCCCCUGCCGCGCCGCCCGCAUCCGCCUUCCCGGCCGCUCAACGCAGCUGAGCGCGCCCGCGCGCGCGUCCGCGCUUGGCCGCGCCACGGCUCACCGAUGCGCGCCCACGCCCCACCACUGCGCUGCCGUUGCCGCUGCGCCGCCCCCUGCUGCUGGUGUGCCGCCGCGCCCUGGCUCCCCUGCUGCUGCUCCUCUGCCGCCCGCGGGCCCGCUCUUCGCCGGCCCCGCACUCCGUCUCCCCCCACGCCGGCCGGCCACUGGCCUCGCCCCGCCGCACUCCCUGUGGGCAAGCGCCCGCCCAGGCGCCCGUCGCGCUCCUGCCCGCUAA